UUUUUAUUGUAAAUUUUCCAAUUAUUUGAAUAGAGAAAUAAAAGGAUAUCAAUGAAACGAUUAAAUACAGAACAAAAUCUAUCCUUGAUAACUCAUCGAAAUGAAGGGAAACGGAAAUCCCUUGUACUAGAUGGCGAUUAUGAUUAUAGAACAUUGCUUGAGAGUAGGGAUGCUCUGUCUACUCUGGACUCUGAUGACCAUUUGAGCAGUGCUCCAAAACCCGAGUUAAAGCUGCCCCUUGGUGGUACUGUACGCUCUAAAAGUAGGAAGAAAUCUCAGAAAGGUUUAAAUGCGGAAGAAGCAAAUGGAUUAGCACCUGAAGAUGUCAAAGAAACAAUUAGCAAUCUUGAUAAGAUUCUUCAUAAUCAAUUUGAAGCUUCAAUAACUGAAAUUGAUCGUAGUUUUGGAAAUCAUCGAAUGAAGAAGAAUCGAAAGGCUAAGAAACCAAGCAUUGAAGUAGAAGAAGUGGACCCAUUAACUGAAGUCAAACCAACUGAAAAAAAUGAAAUCCUUCAUAAUUUUAGAUCAAAGUUUGGUGAUAUAGAAUUUUUCUCACAAUCAUCAACUAUAUUUGAUGCAGAUUAUUUUAAAAACUCUGAAUUUUUCGGUAUCUAUGUCUUAUUCUGGUUAGGAACUGCCUUUUUAAUGCUUUCUAGUAUGGCCCAUGCAUAUUUUGAUAAUUCAAUCCCAUUUGCUCAAUUACAAGUUAUUUCUAUACUAAGAAAAGAUUUAUUUAAGGUUGGAUUAACUGAUAUUGCCAUGUAUAUAACUUCUUAUGGUGCAUAUUUCAUUCAAGUUUUAUGUCUUAAGAAAUAUAUUCGAUGGAAAUCUAGUGGGAUAAAAUUACAUUGUUUAUUUGAAUUUGUUCAUUUGGUCUUUUGGUCACAUUUUGCCUCCUAUCAAGAUUUCCCCUGGAUUGCCAAGGUGUUUUUAUGUCUUCAUGGAUUUGUAUUUCUUAUGAAAAUGCAUUCUUAUGGAUUUUAUAAUGGAUAUCUUUGGAAUAUUCUUGAUGAAUUAGAAUUUUCCAAAUCUUUUUUGGAAAAAUUAAAUGGUGUAAAACCAGUUACAUUACCAGGGAAAUUUAAAGAAGAAAAUGUUCGUAAAACAUUGAAUGAUAGUGUUACAUUUUGUGAAUUUGAAUUAGAAUGUCAAUCUAGAGCAGUUCUUACACAUGCUGCACAAGUUCAUGCUAAUAUUGAUCAAGAAGCAUUAUCUAAAAAAAUUCAUUUCCCUUCAAAUAUUAAUCUUUAUAAUUUCUUUGAAUUCUCAAUGUACCCUACUGUGGUUUAUACAUUAAAUUUUACUAGAACAAAACGUAUUAGAUGGUCAUAUGUGUUUGAGAAAACUGCUGGAGUAUUUGGAAUCAUCUUUUUAAUGAUUUUAGUGGCACAAAACUCAAUGUAUCCACUUGUGGUUAGAGCUAGUGCUGCUAGACAAUUACCAGCAAAUGAAAGAUUAAUAGCAUUUUUCUUUAUCUUAUUAGAUAUGAUCCCUCCAUUUUUAAUGGAAUAUCUUUUCACAUUUUUCUUGAUUUGGGAUGCUAUUUUGAAUGAUAUUGCUGAAUUGAGUAGAUUUGCUGAUCGUGACUUUUAUGGUCCAUGGUGGUCUUGCACUGAUUGGUCAGAAUUUGCUAGAAUUUGGAAUAGACCAGUCCAUAAGUUCUUGCUUAGACAUGUGUAUCAUUCUUCUGUGAGCACUUUAGAAUUGAAUAAAUAUCAAGCUUCCUUGAUGACAUUUAUUAUUUCAAGUUUGGUACAUGAAUUUGUCAUGUAUGUGAUUUUCAAUCGAUUAAGAGGAUAUCUCUUACUUUUACAAAUGUCUCAAAUCCCCUUGAUUAUGAUGAGUAGAACAAAAUAUAUGAGAGAUAAGAAGGUUUUAGGAAAUGUUAUAUGUUGGUUUGGGUUUAUUUCAGGUCCUGCAAUUAUUUGCACCCUUUACUUAAUCUUUUAAAAAAGUAAAGUGAACAAAACUAAAAUAAAAAAAAAAAAAUAAGAAAACGGAAAAUAAAAUAGAUUAAAGAAUUGAAUUACAAUGGAUGUAUAUAUAUAUAUAUAAAUGAUAA
Messenger RNA from [Candida] anglica, 2062 nucleotides. The record is from the annotation of a GenBank genome assembly. Lineage: Eukaryota; Fungi; Ascomycota; Pichiomycetes; Serinales; Debaryomycetaceae.